CUUGUCUCGAGUCUGAUAGCGCAGGCUUGUGCGCCCGCGUCACAUGUCGGCCGCUCGCUGCCUCGCGCGCGCGCAUCCACGCUGCGACCGCCCGCGCGCCGGGCCCGCGCCAUGCCCGCAGUGAAAGUAUUCAACAUAUUCGGCGGACAGAAGCCGUCCGAGAAACAUCCACCCGCCAAGGGGGCGAUGCAAAAAUUCUACAGGACAUUCUCAGUCGGCAACGAAGCUUCCGAAACUAAAGGCAAAGUGACCGCGAUUGCCGCCUGCCUCGAGAAAAAAAUCAGUGAACCCGCAGUGAAACUUAACAGUGAUAAUGUGCAAAAGUUUUUGACUAAAAUCAAUGUUAAUGAGACUUUUGUGAGUUCGUCCGAUAAACCCCGACACCACGCUUACGAAAAUGUAAACAUUGCCGGCGGGAGUGUACCGCGGGAAGAGAAACUACUCGACGAGACUAAGGGAUACUGUUCGAUCUAUGAAAAUAUAACUGUCCUCGGUAAGGUAGCUGCUUCGAGAGCUGCACAAAAAGAGGUAGAGAUUAACGCUGAAUCGAAACUGAAUAAAGCUCUUGAAUCUUUCGAUAAAAUAUUAUCCGAAUUUUCAACAAGCACAACAGAUUUGACUGUAAAUAAAACCGAAUUCAUUCCGCCUAAAUUGCAAAAAUCAAAAACCUGUAGCAUCAUAGAAUCUCGUUGUAUUCUAAAACAGUCUAACUCUGAUCCUCAAAGUGACGGCAAGAAACGAAACACUGUUUCACGUAAUAAUUCUAUAGAUAAAACUACUAGUCUCUGGAAUCUUGACGAUAUGAAAGGAAAAGAAUUAACGGCUCCUCUCAUGCCGCUAACUCCGACACCCACAGACAAGAUGAACCCAGAUAAGUAUGCCACUUAUAAAAUAUCAUCUAAAAACUUGUCUCGGACCAACGGCAUUAAAACCGAAGAGUUGAAAAAACUGGAUGUUAAAACAAGAAUAUUGAAGAAAACGUUAUCGAACCCGCCGUCGACUCCCGUUCCGGUUAUAUCAAAGACAAAACCAGUAACAAAAAAUGUCGUCAAAAAAGUAAGUGACCCAAAGAAAACAAAACCUAAAGUAUACACAGAUAAUGGAUCGACAAACACGAAAGCAUGUUUAGAACGGAGAGAGCCACCCAAAUCCCAAAUGCUUAAAGCUAAAAGUGUCUGGGAGAUAGGGAACGAGUCAAUGGUUUCAUCGAACUUAGAACGAACCAAGUCGACCACUUCUAUCGCGGGCUCUCCCAGCAAGAUCCCGGUGAUCAGGAGUCAGAUGCCGCACACCAAGUUUAGCAGUACAAGAGCGCUAUUUUCUCCCACUCCGGUUGAUCUAAAUAAUAUAGACCAGGCCAGAGAGUGUGCUCAGAAAAAGAAGGUAAAUGCGCCUCGGAAAACUGUCGACAAACCUGAUCUAAUUAAACAAAUAAAACAAAAGUCAUCACUCAAUAUCAAGUCGGACGUGAAGCGACAACAACUCGAUAAAGCAAAAAAAGAUGACAAAAAGGUUCUUUCGGCUUCGACUCCGUCUAUACGAGAUUAUACGGAUGAAAUAAGCGCGAUGCGCGCUAAACUGCAGCAAAGAAAAAUAAACAACAAAAGAGACAUCGCCACAGUGAUGCCGGAGCUCAAACGAAAUGGAAAUGAACCGGAUGAAAUCGAUUCGACACUAUCACCUGUCAAGUCCAUCGUAAAAAAAUUAGAGCUCAAGACUGCUAUGGAAUCAAAGGCGGAACCGGCACAGUUUAUCAAUUGUAAAGUGAUCCCUGUGGUGCACAAGGAGCUAUGCGUGGCCAACACGACUUUCCACAACCACUUGAGCACACUCGUCGGCCGGCAAAUCAAGUAUACAGAAUCCAGAGAUGACGUAAAGUCCGUGCACGUUGACAAUAUAGUACCAAAACACGCAGAGGAAAAGAUAUCGGACUCUCACUCGGACUGCAGCGACGACUCCGGUCACGUUUCCAACGAUGCCGCGAACGAUAACGACUCGGCUUUCGAUAACGUGCACGACAUGAGCCCCGUGCGCACCGAUAUUGACGAAGUGGAUUGCAAAAUAUUCGAGGGUCCUAAACAGUUCAGGAUAGAUGUGUCGGAGAAUGGUCGGAGCGUGUGUCCCGUGGUGGGCCGCUGCGGGCGCGGCAUCGAGGUCGCUAGCGGUACCCGAGGCACCGACGCUCCGAAAGUGGACGAACAGAUCAUGUUCCGCGGCGGCGUCGUCGGCGGGCUGGACGCGCGCCGCGACGCUGCGCUGGCGCGCGUGCUCGUCCGCCUGCAGGCGCGCGCGCGCGGGCUGCUCGCGCGGCGGCGCGCGCAACGCCUGCGCACGCAGCACACCGCCGCGCGCUGCGUGCAACGCAACGUGCGCGCGUUCCUCGCUGUGCGUGAUUGGCCGUGGUGGCGGCUGCUGGUGCGAGUUACACCGCUGCUGGCCGUGCAUAGGACUGAACACCGACUCAAGCAAGCACAGCGUAACGUGCGCGCGUUCCUCGCUGUGCGUGAUUGGCCGUGGCGGCUGCUGGUGCGAGUUACACCGCUGCUGGCCGUGCAUAGAACUGAGCAUCAACUCAAGCAAGCACAG
Molecule: messenger RNA, 2586 nt
Organism: Leguminivora glycinivorella
Lineage: Eukaryota; Metazoa; Arthropoda; Insecta; Lepidoptera; Tortricidae
Exons: 3
Molecular function (GO): protein binding
Source: RefSeq, a predicted model, not a curated record